GAAGAUCAACUACCCCUCUGGCACGUCGAGGUCCACCCCAGUGUGUGACGCUUCAUCAGACACAGUCUCACGUCAACGUCACUGUUCCAGGAGGGGUGAAGAUCAACUGCCCCUCUGGCACGUCGAGGUCCACCCCAGUGUGCGACGCUUCAUCAGACACAGUCUCACGUCAACGUCACUGUUUCAGGAGGGGUGAAGAUCAACUGCCCCUCUGGCACGUCGAGGUCCAUCCCAGUGUGUGACGCUUCAUCAGACACAGUCUCACGUCAACGUUACCGUUCCAGAAGGGGUGAUGCAGACAUAAGAACAAUGUUGGACAGAGUUCUGGUAUUCCUACUACUGGUUGGAGGUGUAAGGGGACAGGGGUGUCCUGUGGGGAAGUACGGAGACAACUGUAAACUGAACUGCAGUCGUUACUGUGCCCCUUAUGACGGACAGAAAGUUUACUGUGACAAACAGACUGGAAGAUGUUCAGAAGGAUGCAUCCGUGGAAAGUAUGGUGACCGGUGUCAUCUAACCUGCAGCAGGAACUGUAAGAAGCACAUAUGCAGUUUCCAGACAGGACACUGUGUCCAGGGCUGUGAAGGCAGCAACACAGGGCAUUUCUGUGAGACCUCCCAAGAACCUGGCUCAAAACAAGAUGCUGCUUCAUCACCACUGGUUCCGAUACUUGUUCCAGUGUUGGUCAUAGCCAUCAUCAUCAUCAUCAUCAUCACUGCAGUGACUGUGAUCUGCAGGUGGCGCAGAAGGUAUGACUAUUUUCAUUGAAACAUGAUUAGUGUA
Molecule: messenger RNA, 783 nt
Organism: Haliotis rubra (blacklip abalone)
Lineage: Eukaryota; Metazoa; Mollusca; Gastropoda; Lepetellida; Haliotidae
Product: cell death abnormality protein 1-like
Exons: 3
Coding region: 310-768 (152 amino acids)
Source: RefSeq, a predicted model, not a curated record